Suillus subaureus is the source of this 1729-nucleotide messenger RNA. RefSeq lists its product as uncharacterized. NCBI's taxonomy places the organism in Eukaryota, Fungi, Basidiomycota, Agaricomycetes, Boletales, Suillaceae. The record is from RefSeq and is a predicted model, not a curated record. Bases 244 to 1659 code for a protein of 471 amino acids. The transcript has 2 exons.
CGGGCCAACUAGUAACUACUACGUGUGGACUUGCUGUCGUGCCCCGCCGACAACGCACCCUGCCAUGUCUCGUGCUCUCUUUGUUCCCGAAAUUCUCUCUGAGGUCAUCAGCUACAUCAACGUCAACACAUUUUACAAAAUCGAGUCACGAAUGACCUUGCUCGCCCUUGCUCUAACUUGUCGCUAUUCUCGGAGCAGGCAUUGGAUGCUCUCUGGGAAUCUAUUACGGGCAUCUAUCCCGUCAUGCAAUGUGCUGGGAUUGUAGUACCAGGCACACUGACUAGUUGCAACGACUCGGAAGACUGCCGCAUUGUCCCAACAGAGUCCCAGUUGUCCAUUAUCGAUCGCUACGCACAUCGCGUCCGGUUUUUGGAUAUGAUGUGGUAUGACUGGGAGUCGCAUCUUGUCCAAUCCUUUUUACAAACUCUCGCCUACUCCUCGAAGGUCCUGAUGCCAAACCUACGAUGUCUUAGUGGUGCAUUUAUGUUGCAUCUGCUGCGCCCCCUACCUGGCCCGCGUCUGCAGGAUAUCACUAUUGACAGCGUCUUCAAAUCUGGGAAGGACAACUUUUCAGAGAGGACUGCGUUGCACGUGGCCUUACAGACUUUGUAUUCAUGCUGUCCUUCCCUGGAAAAAUUUCGUUUUGGCACCUAUGAUCACUUGAUGUGUAGCAGGAUAAUUACAUGGGAUGCGCACACUGCUAGGGCAGCUUCGCAUUCCAUUGAAAAAUUGCAGAAGCUGCGUACAGUCGCUGUACCGGCCAUCACCAAGGAUGCCCUGGCGUACCUGGGUUGCCUUUCAUGUCUGAUCAGCCUGGAGACACAUCUGCCCACCGGAAGUGAUUUCGAAGAUGUCUUCAGGUCAUCCCGCACCCCCCUUCCCUUCAGGAACCUUCGGAGUAUUGUUUGGGACAUUGACGACUGGGCACAUGUUGAAGUUUUUACACGUAUUUGGUCUCAUAGACUCACCGAGUUGUCACUUCGAUCCAAGGUCCACUUCGAUCCAGGCCUUCUGGAGAUAGUGCUUGAGUCGUUCCACACGCGUGAAGCUUUCAAGUAUCUGCAGUCCAUACGCUUCAGCGAACUCUCUCUGUGUCCACUCACAACCACCAUAAUUAUCACGAUCAACACCAUACGUCCGCUCUUCCACCUCAAUCACCUUCGAGUUGUUUAUUUCGAUACGAGAUCCUCUAUUUGGGUUGACAACAAUGACUUGAAGAAAGUGGCCGAAGCCUGGCCUUGUCUGGAGGAGUUUUCUCUCAACGAUACAUAUGGGUGUCAUAAUCCCGCGCCAGGGGUCACACUACCUGGCCUCGUUGAAUUCAUCGAGCUAUGCCCUCACUUGACAACACUCUGCAUUGGAACUAUUACACUCGCUGGUGUGGAUAUGCCACUGGAUGAGGACUUUCACAUGGAUAACUUCGAACCGUGCCGCUCGAGUGUUCUAGAACUUGUCGUGGCGAGAUAUCCCUACACUCAAGAACGCCGCAGUGGUUCUACGUGGGAUCACCGUUUAACGUAUUUUUUCGAAUCACUUUUCAGGCUUCGCCACAUGUACACUUAUCGAUAUCCCUUGAUAGUGAGAUACCAUAGCGAAUGGUACUUAUUAUUGACUCGUUCCACCGUUACUCACUUGCGCUGCCACUUUUCAUCAGUAUGACGUUCUAUAUUGUCUCCAUCAAUAUUCAGAAUCUAGAUCUUUGUCGGGGUAUCACUUUGGCCGAUUACAG